Messenger RNA from Physella acuta, 1804 nucleotides. RefSeq lists its product as uncharacterized. Lineage: Eukaryota; Metazoa; Mollusca; Gastropoda; Physidae. The record is from RefSeq and is a predicted model, not a curated record.
AGCAGUAGUAGCAGCCAGUCGUGGCACACAUCUAGUCUGGCUAGUAUCAGGUUCACUGGGACAGGAAAAUGAACGUUCGAAACUGCAAGAACCACCGGUGCAUGAUACCGCUGGUGUGUAUCGUGUGUGUGUCCGUUAUCUCCUGGACCGUGUACCUCAAGUACAGUUUUAAAGAAAACCUCUUCGCUCCUGUUGAUCAAAUCACAAACUUACGCAAGAGGAUGGUGGCUCCCCUCACCUCGACCCACGAUGGCGGCAGUCUGCAUGGUUUACCCGGCACCGUCCCGCUACACAGAGCGCCAGAUCUGAAGAUUGACCUGGCCACACUGAAGCCAGAACUGGUGAUACAAACACAAGAGGUCAUCACACAAAAACCAGAGAUGACCAGAGAAAAACCAGAGUUGACCAGAGAAAAACCAGAGUUGACCAGAGAUAAACCAGAGUUGACCAGAGAAAACCCAGAGUUGACCAGAGAAAAACCAGAGUUGACCAGAGAAAAACCAGAGGUGACCAGAGAUAAACCAGAGUUGACCACUCACAAGCUAGAGGUGACCACGCUUGAUCACCCUGAGGCUACCUUCAAAUACAACUUCACCCUAGAACACGAGACAUGGCCAACUGUUUUCUUUAACGUGACUAUUCCCCAGAGUAAUUUUACAAGAAGCCCCAAGAACGUUCAGCGCAAAAAACUAAUUCUUCCCCAACCUCAAGUCAUGCCGCCCUCUGUGCCUUGGCCAGAAACUAACGACACGGUGCGGUAUUUAGUUUAUCUAUGCGAUGGCCGAAAUAUGUGCGGCGGUAUGGGCGACCGACAGAGAGGUCUAGUCGCUGUCUACGUCUUGUCUAGGAUGGUCAACCGGCGGUUUGGUAUGAUAAUGAUAAGUCCUUGUAACAUCACCAAUUUCUUCAUGCCGUUUAAAACACAGUGGAUACCACCACCAGACCUCGAACGGCCGUCUAAAAAUAACACCAUCAUUACCAUGACAACAGAAGGGAGGCUACUGUUCACAAACCUUACAGCUGGAGAUUUCAAUGAGAUGUUUCCUCAAAAAGUGCUGUAUAUUAAAACAAACACCGAUCUGUUCGCGUUUAUCAGCAGAAACAAGUUCUACUCCAGCCUGCUGAAGCAGUGGAAUGGCCUCCUCAAUAACAGAGGUCGAUUUCACUGGGCGUGGGGCCAACUCAUGCAGCCGUCGAGUGCCAUGUUGGCGGAUCUGGUGUCCAUACUUGGCGGGAACUUCCUCAAAAAGAAAGGUCUACUUCCGGUAUCUGAAAUUCAACCACCGGAAGUAAAAUCGCUGUACAAUGUUGGUAAUUCUAGCCUCAUCUGUGCGCAUGUCCGAAUAGGACAGAAUCCAUCCAACCCAUUUGAUGGUCCCUUUACUGCUGUAACUGUUAAAGAUUUGCCGCUGUUGUAUAAUUUCAUGCUAUCAAAGGACACUAACGGAAACGCCAUGUUUUACGUAGCAACGGAUUACAUUAAUGUUCGGAUUCAAUCGCGAAACUUUUUCGGUAAACGUUUCAUAGAAUAUGGCGCGAAAAUCACGCAUAUCGACCGCACGAGGACGGGGUCAGAAGCCUGCGAUGGUUUUAAGUGGAACAUUCUAGAUCAGUUCAUUCUAUCCUUAUGUGACGUUCUUGUGAUAAGUCCAAGCGGUUUCAGCAUUAGAGCUUACUACAUAAGCAACAGCGCAGACUCUACUUACAUUCUAGAAAAUGGAAAAAUUACCCCAUUUUAUGAAUGAUUGUUGUGAUUUUAUUUAAUGAGCGGGUUAUAUUUAAAUUUAAAAUGUAUGAAAAAAAU